Messenger RNA from Dentiscutata heterogama, 149 nucleotides. The record is from the annotation of a GenBank genome assembly. NCBI's taxonomy places the organism in Eukaryota, Fungi, Glomeromycota, Glomeromycetes, Diversisporales, Gigasporaceae.
AUGCCUAUUAACUGCAAAAUUCCAAAGAUGAACAAUUCUUGUGAAGUAAUCUCUUCUCCAGAAGGAAUAAAUAAGAUUAAUAUUCGUGGUUACUUAAUGAAUCAAGAAAGAAACUAUUAUUGGUGCUAUGAGAAACAAAUGCAAAGGUC